This is a messenger RNA of Theileria equi strain WA, 570 nucleotides long. RefSeq lists its product as hypothetical. Lineage: Eukaryota; Apicomplexa; Aconoidasida; Piroplasmida; Theileriidae. The transcript has a single exon. The record is from RefSeq and is a predicted model, not a curated record. Bases 1 to 570 code for a protein of 189 amino acids.
AUGAAUGACUCUUGUAAUACAGAUGAAUUUUCAAACGCAGUAAAGAAGCUCUUGAGUGUAACACCAAUCAUAUAUUUUGAUUAUCUUGUGAAUCCUAUCGCAUUCCUACUCUUGUUUAAUGAAGUAGAUGGUCUAUUCUCAAGGAUUUUAAAGUCACUAGAAGACAAUAUCGCAAACAUUUUAAAGUUCUCAUCAAUGUGUAUUAUAGAUUCCUCUCCAAGCGGAAAAGUAAAACAAACACUACUAGUUUUACGUUUACAAGAACUGUUAUUUACCUUGUCAAAUCUUAUGGAUAGAUUCCACUAUGCGCAUGACCUCAGCCAUCUUGACAAUGCCAUAGGGCUGAUACAUCGUACGCUUGAUAAAAGGUUUUAUUCGUGGUCACUUCUACAUUAUAAAGCCAUACGACGUGGUAUAGUAGUAUUCUUAAAAAUUGUCUUGUUGGCUAUAAUAAAUCAUGCUUUGAUACCAGUCAUGAUUAGGAUGAUUACCGGAAAACUAAGCAAUGCUUUUUCAAAAUCCAUAGUCUCAGUACUAACAGAUAACAUCAAUAUAAAAAUUGGUAUAUAA